Aureococcus anophagefferens is the source of this 513-nucleotide messenger RNA. RefSeq lists its product as hypothetical. Gene Ontology annotation, molecular function: peptidyl-prolyl cis-trans isomerase activity. The coding region runs from base 1 to 513 and encodes 170 amino acids. The record is from RefSeq and is a predicted model, not a curated record. Lineage: Eukaryota; Pelagophyceae; Pelagomonadales; Pelagomonadaceae. Gene Ontology annotation, biological process: protein peptidyl-prolyl isomerization; protein folding. The transcript is spliced from 3 exons.
AUGGUCUGCUGUUUCCAAUGGUACGGGGCGAGCCAGAGGCCUGCUUGCGAGGCAUGGAUGGAGAUAAGCAUCGGCGGCGUGCCGAAAGGUAGAGUGACUCUCAGACUCUACGACGAGAUGGCGCCCAAGACCGUGAAGAACUUCAAAGCGCUGUGCACCGGCGAGUGCGGCCUCGGCGCGACGACGAAGAAGCCGCUGCACUACAAGGGCUGCCCGGUCCACCGCGUCAUCCCGGGCUUCAUGAUCCAGGGCGGCGACUUCUCGAACAAGAACGGCACGGGCGGCGAGUCCAUCUACGGCGGCAAGUUCGCGGACGAGCCGUUCGCCGUCCGCCACACGCGCGCCGGGCUGCUGAGCAUGGCCAACGCGGGCCCCGACACGAACGGCUCCCAGUUCUUCGUGACGCUGGCGCCGACGCCGCACCUCGACAACAAGCACGUCUGCUUCGGCGAGGUCUCCGGCGGCAUGGAGAUCAUCCGCGCCCUUCUCGCGCGCGGUAACGUCACCUCAUGA